GGUGAAAGACCUCGCGCUUCCGAAACGAAGAAGCGGCUGCGUGAACGCACUGUACGCAAUAAUCUCCUUUUCCAAGUGCGAUUCGUGCCAAGGGCGAUAAAAGAUCGGCCAGUUAGUCGAGAACAGUAGACGCGAUUUCUCUCCGGGUUGAGUCACAAUGCGAGUGUGCGGGGCGCACCUUUGUGUCCGGCCGCUAAUAGCACCAUCGCCGAAUCUUCGCGGAUCCCUCGGAGCGAUCCUCAAUUAAGUCUCGUGUAAAUUACAUUACGUGAAUCCGAGAUCUGAAACGGAAAUCUCUAUGGUUUCGGAACGACAGUGCAAAACGGGCGUGAUGUUAAUUACACUGUCGAGACACAAUAGUAAUUAUCCAAGUAUAAUCGCGUAUUUAAUAUAAUUAUCGUUACACAUUUUACAUAAUAUGGAAGAUAAUCGUGUAGAUUUAAGGAUUUAAACUAACGUUUUUUUAAGUGCAUCUUAGAUCUUCAUUCGAACACCUCCAUUCAGACACUUCUUUCUCGUUUGAAUUACAUUAUUUGAUCAUCAAGUGUUCGACGUACUCAACAUCAACACAAACACAGAAUCAACUUUACUUGAGUUGGCUUUGUAUUUGUAUUGAUGUCGGUACGUUACGCGCGUCAUGUAUCAGCGUGUUAUCCUACUCUUUCCUUCGAUAGCCGUUUGCCGGCACGCAAACGGUGUGACACGGAUUUUCUUCUCAUUUUCACUUAGAAAGAAACGGGGCUCCGCCGAAGGGGGGAAAGAAGUCAUCGGGGAAUGCCGCGAGUAGAUUACGCGAACGUGCCGUGUCCUCCGUGUCAUCUCUAACGUGCGCAUCGGCACCGUCCAUCCGACGUCGCUCGACCUUGAAACGACCGGCGGGGACUCGAGAGAGGUUUCGCCUUGGGUAAUCGGUGCCGCGGACUCGAAAACUAGGCCUGUGCCCGCGGUGACGUCGCCGCGCCGCAUCGCGCCUUGAUGUACAGUGGUUUUUCAACCGGUCGGGCCGUGAGAUCGUAAAUGCAUGCUCCUCGAAUGCCGUUCUCGCAAAACUUGAGAUUAACUUGAAAUAGUAUGUUUCUAAAGACCGCGCCAAUCCGUCAAGCCUCGUUGGUUUUAACAGUUUAACUAGGAAUAGAUUCAGGUGACCCAGCAAGACUUUCAAAUAUAAAGAAAAAAUCUGGAGUACGAGAUUGUUAAUUGUCCCAAUUAAAACGAAUUGUAUAAUUUUCAUAUCGAUUAGCGAUGUUAAUGAGGUAAAGGCGAAUAGCCGUUGGUCUUUUUUCCAAAAGCUCCGUACGAAAAACGGUUGAAGAGCACUGAGGCCGACGACGCCGCCGUAGCCCGCGGAGGAGGCGGCGAGAGGGACAGAUAUGGAGGAGGAGAAGAAGGAGGAGGCGCGCGUUCGCGGUAACGAAACAAAUAGGCCGGCGACUUUCACCGCGCGACCAAGAGCGACUGUGUGGUGGCGGAGGCGCAGACCAGCUCACAGUCAGAUCCACAGUCUGAGAGGCAGCCAACCGUUCUUGGGGGCCCCGCGCGCGUGUAUCGUCGUCGCUCCUCCGUCGCGAGAUUCUUCGACGGGCCUGACGCGAGAUCGCGGAUGGUGAUCUCGCUUCUCGAGACCAAGCACGUGGUGCUCCGUAGCGCGAGUGCCUUAUACCUCCUGUCCGUUCUUGUCUUCCGCGCGGCCACGGUUGAUCGUCACAUCCGGGCCAGUCGAAAAACCAUUAGUGGCAUUUUUGCACCUGGUGUCUCGCGCGGUGAACUGUCUCUCUCUUCUCUCUCUCUCUCUCUCUCUCUCUCUCCUUCGACGGGACCGCCAGGUGAUAGCGAACGAUCCGCCGCGCUGCUCGUCACCUUCAGCUUCUCGAACCGGUCCGCGUUUUCGGUGAAUUCGAAAAUUCGUAUGUGCCGCGCGACUAGUACGUUCUCGUAUCGCCCGUUGAUCAACGAUAUCAACGGCAUGCGUCCGCGAAGACGCCGUUGACAAGAGAGGGAAAGAGAGAGGGAUUGUUGGAGGGCGCGAAAAGGAAGACGUUUUGCUUGGCAUGAGAGAAAUGCACGGGCGUGGACCAGGCGAGAGCGAGUGACACACGAUGACACGACGACGACCGCCGGCCCGCAGCAUCGCGCCGCUCUGCGCAAUCGCUUGGGCGUUCUGGAUCGUGUUCCCCGUUGAAACCGGAGCGGGUCCUAAUUAUGCGGACAAUAAACAGAGAUAUGAUGGCUUUUAUAAUAAUCUAGCUCAUCCUGAUUGGGGUGCAAUUGACAGUAAGCUAAUCCGAAAGGUCCCGGCGGCAUACUCCGAUGGUGUGUACGCCAUGGCCGGUCAAGACAGACCAUCCCCCCGGAAGCUCAGCGACCUGUUCAUGCAAGGCGACGACGGUCUGCCGUCGGUGAAAAAUCGUACCGCAUUGUUUGCCUUUUUCGGACAGCUGGUCACGUCGGAGAUAAUCAUGGCCAGCGAAAGUGGUUGCCCCAUAGAAUUUCAUCGGAUCGACGUGGACAAAUGCGAUCCGGUUUUCGACAAGGAGUGCCAAGGUAACAAGUACAUUCCGUUUCUGCGAGCGGAUUACGAUCGUCAGACCGGACGCAGUCCCAACAGCCCGCGGGAACAGAUAAAUAAAGUCACGAGCUGGAUCGAUGGCAGCUUCGUCUAUUCGAGCAGCGAGGCGUGGGCCAAUACAAUGCGCGCGUUCGAGAACGGCAGCCUUCUCAUGGAGCGAACGAGACAAUUUCCCGUGAGGAACACCAUGCGCGCGCCCCUCUUCAAUCACGCGGUGCCGCACGUUAUGCGAAUGCUCAGCCCGGAGCGCCUGUAUCUCCUCGGCGAUCCGAGAACGAAUCAGCACCCGCCGUUGCUGGCUCUGGGAAUCUUGUUCUAUCGGUACCACAAUGUCAUAGCGGCCCGCGUGCAGAGACAGCAUCCCGGUAUGUCCGAUGAAGAUGUUUUUCAGAAGACACGUCAGAUGGUCACCGGGACGAUUCAGAACAUAAUCCUUUAUGAGUAUCUUCCGGCAUUGCUAAAUGAGGAUCUGCCAUCGUACACCGGUUAUAAACCAGAUUUGCAUCCGGGAAUCAGUCACAUCUUCCAAAGUGCCGCUUUUCGUUUCGGUCACACUCUCAUACCGCCAGGUAUAUAUCGGCGAGACGAAAAUUGCAAAUACAGGAAGACCAAUACAGGCCAGCCAGCUAUGAGACUCUGCUCCACAUGGUGGGACUCGAACGAGAUUUUAGCUAACAGCACGAUCGAGGAGCUGAUCAUGGGCAUGGCGUCGCAGUUAGCGGAGAAGGAGGACAAUCUUCUCGGCACUGACAUCCGGAACAAUCUCUUCGGCCCCAUGGAGUUUUCGCGCCGAGAUCUCGGCGCCCUGAACAUCAUGCGUGGUCGCGACAACGGUCUUCCGGACUACAAUACGGCCAGGGCGCGCUUUAAGCUGGCGAAACGGAAAACUUGGAACGAGAUCAAUCCGGAAUUGUUCAACAAAAAUCCGUCGCUGCUACGCACCCUGAUUGAAAUUUACUCGAACAAUCUCAACAACGUCGACGUCUACGUUGGAGGGAUGCUCGAAUCCAAGGGCGGUCCAGGCGAGCUCUUCACCGCGGUCAUAAAAGAACAGUUUCUCCGUUUACGCGACUCCGAUAGAUUCUGGUUUGAGAACGAGGAGAACGGCAUUUUCACGCGAAAUGAGAUACAAGAAAUCCGUCGCGUUACGCUGUGGGAUGUGAUCACAAACGCAACUGACAUACCAUCCGACGCGAUCCAAAAACGAGUGUUUGUUUGGCAAGACGGCGAUCCAUGCCCUCAGCCUUUUCAAUUGAAUUCGACGAUGCUCGAAUCCUGCGUCCCCCUACAGCGUUACGACUACUUUGAGGGUAGCGAACUCGUCUACAUCUACGCGUGCGUGUUCCUUGGAUUCGUACCGAUCCUCUGUGCCGGUGCGGGGUACGGAUUAGUAAAAUUGCAGAACAAACGGCGGCGCAGAUUGAAAAUACUUCAAGAAGCAAUCCAGAAGCGAAGCGAAGGUCGCAUCUGCGUCGAUAAGAUGAUCGUACGCGAGUGGCUGCACGCGAACCACCGUCGUCUCGUAAAGGUGAAAUUUGGACCGGAAGCGGCGUUGCACAUCGUCGAUCGAAAGGGGGAGAAGCUACGUACAUUUGACUUUAGCGGCGUCAACACCAUAACUAUGGAGGAAUCGCAGGAGAGCGAAACCGGACAUCGUAAGGCCCUAGUGCUGUUACGUAUACCGCGCGAUUACGACCUUGUCCUUGAACUCGAUUCGUUGGCUUCGCGUAGAAAGUUCAUUGCGAAAUUGGAGGCGUUUCUGGCGUCGCAAAAAAAGCAUUUCACACUCACUCCAAUUGCGCGGGAUAUUAUGCUGGCAAAAGCGGAAACCAAGGAGCGCCGGCAAAAGAAGCUCGAACAGUUCUUCAGAGAAGCAUAUGCGUUAACUUUCGGUUUGCGGCCUGGUGAACGAAGGCGACGAUCCGACGACAGUGACACCGGGGAGGUCGUCACGGUAAUGCGCACAUCCCUCUCCAAGAGCGAAUUCGCGAGUGCUCUCGGUAUGCGGCCCGACGCGGUCUUCGUGAAGAAAAUGUUCAAUAUCGUCGACAAGGACGGCGACGGCCGAAUCUCUUUCCAGGAAUUCUUGGACACGGUCUUGCUGUUCUCGCGUGGCAAAACCGAGGACAAGCUGCGCAUCAUCUUUGACAUGUGCGAUAAGGACAGCAACGGCGUGAUCGACAAGGAAGAAUUGUCGGAGAUGUUGAGGUCGCUCGUGGAAAUAGCACGUACCACGAGUCUCUCGGACGAUCACGUCACAGAACUGAUCGACGGCAUGUUCCAGGACGCCGGACUCGAGAGGAAGGACUAUCUCACGUACAACGACUUUAAAUUAAUGAUGAAGGAAUACAAGGGUGAUUUCGUCGCGAUCGGUCUUGAUUGCAAAGGCGCGAAGCAGAACUUUCUCGACACGUCGACGAAUGUCGCUCGCAUGACCAGCUUUCACAUCGAUCAAUUGCCACCGGAGGAUUCGAAGAGCUGGACGCGUAAGCAGUGGGACGCCAUAUCGACCUACCUCGAAGAGAACAGACAGAACAUAUUCUACCUCUUCGUAUUUUAUGUGGUCACCAUAGCUCUCUUCGUUGAGAGAUUUAUUCAUUAUUCUUUUAUGGCGGAACAUACGGAUCUCAGGCACAUAAUGGGCGUGGGAAUCGCCAUAACCAGAGGCUCGGCAGCCGCACUGUCCUUUUGCUACAGUCUCCUGCUAUUAACGAUGUCGCGUAAUCUGUUGACGAAGCUGAAGGAAUUCUCGAUCCAGCAGUACAUCCCGCUAGACUCGCACAUACAAUUCCACAAGAUCGCAGCAUGUACGGCACUUUUUUUUUCUGUGCUGCAUACGGUCGGUCACAUAGUCAACUUUUAUCACGUUUCUACGCAGCCAAUAGCGCAUCUUCGCUGCCUCACUAGUGAAAUCAGCUUUCCCAGCGACGCGCGGCCUACUAUCUCCUUUUGGUUAUUCAGAACGGUGACCGGUUUAACCGGUAUUCUUCUCUUCGUCAUCAUGACGAUCAUUUUCGUCUUCGCACAUCCGACCAUACGGCAGAAAGCGUACAAGUUCUUCUGGUCGACUCAUAGUCUCUACGUAGUUCUAUACGCAUUAUGCCUGAUUCACGGUUUGGCACGUUUGACAGGCUCACCGCGAUUCUGGAUAUUCUUCGUCGGCCCGGCAAUUAUUUACGCACUAGACAAAGUCGUCAGCCUGCGAACUAAGUACAUGGCCUUGGAUAUCAUCGAGACCGAAUUGCUUCCCUCCGACGUUAUAAAGAUUAAAUUCUACAGGCCUCCGAACUUAAAGUAUCUGUCAGGUCAGUGGGUGCGUCUCGCCUGCACCGCCUUCAGGUCCAACGAGUUUCAUUCCUUCACGCUGACCUCGGCGCCGCACGAGAAUUUUCUGUCGUGUCAUAUAAAAGCUCAGGGACCGUGGACGUGGAAGCUCCGGAAUUACUUCGAUCCCUGCAAUUACAAUCCGGAGGACGAUCGUCCGAAGAUUCGUAUAGAGGGUCCGUUCGGUGGAGGAAAUCAGGAUUGGUAUAAGUUCGAGGUCGCGGUGAUGGUCGGGGGAGGCAUUGGGGUGACUCCCUACGCCUCCAUGCUCAAUGAUCUUGUGUUUGGAACGUCUACCAAUAGAUAUUCGGGUGUCGCGUGUAAGAAGGUCUAUUUUUUAUGGAUUUGCCCGUCGCACAAGCAUUUCGAAUGGUUUAUAGAUGUUCUCAGGGACGUUGAGAGAAAAGAUGUUACGGAUGUACUUGAAAUUCACAUAUUUAUCACGCAAUUCUUUCAUAAGUUUGAUUUACGUACUACUAUGCUGUACAUAUGUGAGAACCACUUUCAGAGGCUAUCGAAGAAGAGUAUAUUUACCGGACUGAAGGCCAUCAACCACUUCGGUCGGCCGGACAUGACGUCGUUUUUGAAAUUUGUUCAGAAGAAACACAGCUACGUUAGUAAAAUAGGAGUAUUCAGCUGUGGACCGCGUCCUCUGACGAAAAGCGUCAUGUCGGCCUGCGAUGAAGUCAACAAAACGCGGCGCCUGCCGUACUUCAUUCAUCACUUCGAAAACUUCGGCUAGUCGGACACGCUGUUCUCCGUUUGCAUGAGAUAAUGGACUGUCAAUUUGUUUGACAAUCUUUCAUCGUGAAUCUCAAUGAUUUACUGUAGAAUGUAUAUAUUUACUGCUUUUUACUAUUAUUUAUUAACUAUCAUGAGUAUUACAUUUCUUAUUUAUGAACACAAAAAA
Solenopsis invicta (red fire ant) is the source of this 6800-nucleotide messenger RNA. RefSeq names its product dual oxidase (gene Duox). Gene Ontology annotation, cellular component: plasma membrane; NADPH oxidase complex. Gene Ontology annotation, biological process: superoxide anion generation; defense response; response to oxidative stress. Gene Ontology annotation, molecular function: peroxidase activity; superoxide-generating NAD(P)H oxidase activity; calcium ion binding. The transcript has 20 exons. Bases 2097 to 6632 code for a protein of 1511 amino acids. Lineage: Eukaryota; Metazoa; Arthropoda; Insecta; Hymenoptera; Formicidae. The record is from RefSeq and is a predicted model, not a curated record.